AUGCUCGUCCAUCGCUCCUCCAGACUAUACCCCGGCAGCAAUGCGGGACCGUCGCCCGAAGCCGUGCCUGUGGGGCCCACGGAAUCGACUCGACCGCGGCCGCAGCGCAACGCCUUCCUCCUCCACGAUUCCCUCUGUGGGGUGGAGCGGGGCGUCCUCGCCGUGUUCGGUGGUGGCUGGCUGCAAGUUGUCACCGUGAAAUUCCAAAGCACCAUUCCGAUCGCCUCGGCGCUGUCUCUCACUUUUGCGCAUUCUAUAUUCGUGCCGCUAGGAGCGGGCGGCGUCACUAACCGUACGGCGUCCCUUCCUUUCCUCUUGGGCGGCAACGGCUUCCUCGCUGACCCAAACCAGCCGUCAGCUACGGCAUUCGAACUCCAAGCUACGACGGCGUCCCCAAUCACCGACGUCCGCUCAAACGACAUCGCGUGUCAUGGAGGACCGAAUCCCAGCAUGUCGUCGAGCAAGAUCAUCCACGUCAAGGCUGGCGAGACUGUGAAGGCGAUUUUGGAGACACGCGUGGACAAAAUAGAUGCGCGCCACAAGGUCCGGCAACAUGCCAAUUCCAAGCAACGCACACCUGACGCAAAGAGGGACCUGUCAUGGCUGGCAUACGUGAAGAGAGUGACUGAUGCGACGGUGGAUGUCGGCCCACCGACCCCGGAAUCCUCAUCAAUAUCGACCAGACCUGGACGGGCUACCGUGUGGUGGGAGUGGCUGGACGGGCCCAACCGCGUGUGCGAGUGGAAGCUGCACGACCAGCAGCGCGUAGGUAUUACGGCCAGUGUCUGCCGUCAGAGCCGGGCACCACCUGUCCAUGUCACCAUCCAGAUGCAAUAUCUGGGGCUUCCUACUACGUACGUCGUCGUGAAGGGCUCCCGUGAUGCUCAGUGCUUCGCCGCUCCAGGGACCGGUACUUACUUACUGUACCGCCGUACACGCGAUGCAGAUGUCCGUCGGCUCUCCGCCCGAUUCCACCCCCGUCCCGUAGGUAGGCUUGAUCUCCUGCCCGUCAUGAUCAUCCACCCUGGUUAG
Drepanopeziza brunnea f. sp. 'multigermtubi' MB_m1 is the source of this 1032-nucleotide messenger RNA. Lineage: Eukaryota; Fungi; Ascomycota; Leotiomycetes; Helotiales; Drepanopezizaceae. The record is from RefSeq and is a predicted model, not a curated record.